This is a messenger RNA of Andrographis paniculata, 2843 nucleotides long. Its product is annotated as glutamate receptor 2.2-like. NCBI's taxonomy places the organism in Eukaryota, Viridiplantae, Streptophyta, Magnoliopsida, Lamiales, Acanthaceae. Gene Ontology annotation, molecular function: signaling receptor activity; ligand-gated monoatomic ion channel activity. The transcript is spliced from 4 exons. The coding region runs from base 9 to 2843 and encodes 944 amino acids. Gene Ontology annotation, cellular component: plasma membrane. The record is from RefSeq and is a predicted model, not a curated record.
UGUGAUCUAUGCAAGAAGUGUGUUUAAGAAUGGGGAAGAAGACUCUCAUUCUGUGCUUAAUCUUGCUGAGGAUUUUUAUCGAAUUUCCGGCGAGCGGCGCGCAGGAAAUCCCGAUAAAAGUUGGGGUUGUGGUGGACAUGAUCGAUGACUAUGGGGAGAAGGUCCUCACGGCCUUAUCCAUGGCGGUCUCGGAUUUCUACGCUACACAUGCAUAUUACACGACGAGGCUUACUCUUAUAAAUAGGAAUUCUAAAGGGACCGUCGUUGGGGCAGCAGCUGCAGCUAUUGAUCUGAUAAAGAACGUCGAAGUCCAAGCCAUCAUCGGCCCGGUCUACUCAUCACAGGCGAGCUUCCUUAUAUCUCUCGCCGACGUAGCUCAUGUCCCCGUCGUAACUUUCUCGGCGACGGCGCCGUAUCUUUCGUCGUCGCCGACUCCCUAUUUUGUGCGCGCUACGCUAAACGACUCUUCCCAAGUCGACGCAAUCGGGGCGAUCGUUAAGGCCUUCGGAUGGCGAGAGGUUGUGCCGAUCUACGAGGACACCGGUUUUGGGGAAGGGAUCGUACCGUAUCUAACCGACGCAUUGGAACGUGUAAACGCGCGAGUACCUUACAGAAGCGUCAUUUCGACGCUCGCGACGGACGAUCAAAUCGUCGCGGAGCUCUACAAGCUGAUGACGAUGCAGACGAGAGUUUUCGUCGUCCACAUGUUGGAUCCCGUCGCGUCUCGACUGUUCACCAAAGCGAAAGAAAUGGACAUGAUGAGCCGGGACUACGUGUGGAUCGUCACAGAUGGGAUUACGUACGGUAUAAACGCGAUGGACCCGAAGGUCGUAAAUUCAAUGCUGGGAGUGAUAGGCGUAAGGCCUUACAUCCCGAGUACGCCCGAGUUGGAUGACUUCGAAGUUCGGUUUAAGACAAAAGUUCGGCAGAACAAUCCGACGAACACCGAGCCGCAGCUUGAUCAUUUCAUCUUAUGGGCUUACGACUCAGUCAUCGCGCUCGCCAUGGCAGCAGAGCAAGCAAAGUUAACGACUCCAAAAUUCAUUGAGACGAACAGUUCGAGAAAUUUCACUGACCUGGAAGCAUUGGGGGUUUCAGACGCCGGACCGAAACUCAUCCAGGCUCUAUCGACCACGACGUUCAAAGGCCUCGCCGGAGAUUUCAACUUAGUCGAUGGCCAGCUCCAAGCGCCUCCGUUUCAGAUAAUUAACAUCGUCGGUCCAGGCGCUCGAGGCGUAGGAUACUGGACAAACGAAGACGGAAUCGUUAAGGAACUAAACAACAAUAAUCCGAUGAAAGACACGAACUCGACUCUCCAAUCCAAUUUUGGGACGAUUAUCUGGCCCGGGGAUAGCUCAUCUCCCCCGAAAGGUUGGGUGAUUCCUACAAACGGAAAGAAACUGCGCGUGGGAGUGCCUGUGAAGUCGGGAUUCACGGACUUUGUGCGCGUAACUUGGAAUCCCGACAACUCUACAGUAGUCGAAGGAUUCAGUAUAGAAGUUUUCGACGCAGUGAUGGCAGCACUUCCAUACGGCGUGCCAUACGAGUACAUCCCGUUUGCAACGCCCAACCACAAGAUGGCUGGAAGUUACAAUGAGUUGACGUAUCAAGUAUAUCUAGGAAAAUACGACGCUGUGGCCGGAGACGUAACAAUUAUAGCAGACAGAGCACAGUUCGUCGACUUCACACUGCCUUAUACACAAUCCGGUGUUUCGAUGGUCGUACCUUUCAAAGACGACAAGAUUUCAACUGCAUGGGUGUUUCUAAAACCCCUGACUUGGGAGCUAUGGCUGGCAAGCUUUUGCUCGUUCGUGUUCAUCGGGUUUUUGAUUUGGAUCCUUGAACAUCGAAUCAACGACGAUUUCAGAGGACCUUUUUGGUACCAAGUGGGGAUGAUUUUCUGGUUUGCUUUCUCAACAAUGGUCUUUGCUCACAAGGAAAGGGUGAUAAGCAACUUAGCGAGGUUCGUGAUGAUCAUAUGGUUCUUGGUGGUACUUAUACUAACUCAAAGCUACACGGCCAGUCUUGCGUCGAUGCUAACAGUUCAAAAGCUGACUCCCUCAGUCGAAGAUGUUAACGAUCUUAUUAGAAGUAAGGAGCCAGUAGGCUACAAAUACGGAUCAUUCGUGUACGGGCUUCUUAGAAAGAUGAAUUUCGAUGAAUCCCGGCUUAAGCCAUUCCUAACUCCUGAAGAAAUGGACGAACUUCUCUCAAAGGGACCGGAUAACGGAGGUGUAGCAGCAGCUUUUCACGAGGAUCCUUACCUAAAGGUUUUCCUAACGAAAUAUGGUUCGAAGUACACUAUGGUCGGACCCCUUUACAAGGCUGAUGGAUUUGGCUUCGUAUUCCCAAAAGGUUCGCCUCUAGUACCCGAUGUUUCUAGAGCGAUUCUAAAUGUCACCGAAGGUCCAAGAAUGGCGGACAUUGAGAGAAAAUGGUUAGGCGAUCCUACAAAACGUCCGGACUGCAACACCUUAUCGACUGCGCCAAGAAAUCUAGGACUAGGAAGCUUUUGGGGGCUGUUCUUGAUCGUCGGAAUAGCCGGAUUAAUAGCUUUUGUAAGCUAUGUUGCUAUGUUUCUACACGAACAUUGGCAUGCCAUUGAAGAAAAUGCCUCUGUCCGGGACAAGUUCAUAGAGUUGCUACGAAUUUUCGACAAAGAAGAUCCGUACAGUUAUACAAUCAGGAAAGAAAGAGCUUCAUGUCCAUCUUGCCAAGUUCAAUUAACACCAACGUCUAGAUAUGCUAGCACUUUCCCAAGUCCUGGUUUCUCAAGCCCCCGAGGGACUAACGAUGAUGAACUGAUAUCACCUAAACAUCCUACGAAUCAGCAAACAGAGUAA